Messenger RNA from Ahaetulla prasina, 1942 nucleotides. RefSeq names its product rano class II histocompatibility antigen, A beta chain-like. The transcript is spliced from 6 exons. Gene Ontology annotation, biological process: positive regulation of T cell activation; immunoglobulin production involved in immunoglobulin-mediated immune response; immune response. Lineage: Eukaryota; Metazoa; Chordata; Lepidosauria; Squamata; Colubridae. The record is from RefSeq and is a predicted model, not a curated record. Gene Ontology annotation, cellular component: membrane; MHC class II protein complex. Gene Ontology annotation, molecular function: MHC class II protein complex binding. The coding region runs from base 553 to 1413 and encodes 286 amino acids.
CCGAUGGGUUUCCGGAGCUUCGAACAGCCUCGAUCUCUGCGUGGUCUCCUUCCUCUUCCUUCCCACAUACCCCCCCAGGAGGACGGAGAGGGACCCCUCCCCACUUCCCCGAUUGUAGCCGAGGUAGGAGUCGCAGCCUGUCUCGCCCCCCUCGGUGCCUGGGUGGGAGGGGGCUGCAUGGAAAGAGGAAGGGGAGGAAAAGCGAAAGAGGGAAACUGAGGCAUUUCCAGCCCUGAAUCCCCAGAAGGAAAAAGAGGCAUUUGAGCAAAAGAUCUCAGCUGAGGGGUGGGAUCCUCAAAGGCUUUUUUUUAGAAUAAUUUUUUUUUUACUUUUAAAGGCAUGUUUUGGCUGAAGAAAAACCUGCUUUUAAAAGUAAAAAAAAACCCUCUGCGGAUGGUGAGGCUCAGCAGAGGCGGGGGCGGGGCCAGGGAUUUUUGCUACUGGUCCUCCAACCAGCAGCCGCCAUCGCUACCGGAUCGCGCAAGCAGGUCCGAACCGGGAGCAUUUCACCCCUGGUUGAAGGGCUGGGAGACCCCACAAGCGUCAGUCUAGAUGUCCUCGUUAUGCCUCCUCCUUAUAUUCUCCGCCCCCCAAAGGAAGAGAGAGUGGGAAGUGUGGAUAUUACCUAGAAAGUUCCCUCAGCCCCUCCUCCAUAGUCCGUCCGCUUUCAAUCCAGCUUUCCCUGCAGAGAGAUCUACUCGACCAGCCCAUUUCUUGUACCAAGAGAAGUACGAGUGCGGCUUCCUGAACGGGACGCAGCGGAUGCUAUUCCUGUACAGGAAAUUGUAUGACCGGCAGGAGUUUGCCCGCUUUGACAGUGACCGCGGGGAGUUUGAGGCCGUCACGGAGUUGGGGAAGGCGACGGCAGACUAUUUGAACAGCGACAAGCAGGUCCUGCAGUACUAUAAGGCCGCCGUGGACCGCUUCUGCCGGUACAGCUAUGAGGUUCUCCAGGGCGGUCCUAUGAUUGGCCGGAGAGCCAAGCCCUCCGUCACCAUCUCCCUCACCAAGAUGGACCCCACUUCCCCCAACACCAUCCUCCUCUGCACCGCGACGGGAUUUUACCCCGUGGAGAUUGAGGUCCAGUGGCUGAAGAACGGGCAGCCGGAGAAGGAGGGUGUGGCCUUUGGGGAGGAGCUCCAGAACGGAGACUGGACCUACCAGCUUCAGGUGAUGCUUGAGACCCAGCCCCAGCGGGGGGAUGUCUACACUUGCAAGGUGGAGCACACCAGCCUGGAGGCCCCCAUCACCGUCCAGUGGGAGCAUCGUUCCUCCAGCUCUGCCAGGAGCAAACUCUGGACGGGGAUCAUGGGGGCUGUGAUAGGAGUGGCCUUCCUGGCUGUGGGGCUCUUCUCCUACCUGAAGAGCAAGAAAGCAACUCCCAUUCAACCACCUGCAGCACUCAUGAAUUAAUCCUGCUCUCUGAUGCAAAAGGAUAUUUUUUUUCUUUAGUCUCUGAUGACUCUUUGUCCUGUUUGCAACUUGUUAAAAAUGGAGGCUGAAGGUGGCAGGUUGGGGGGAGGAAGAGAAUGGCAGCCUGGACCUUCUCCUGCUGAGACCCCCUCCCCUCCAAACUUCCUAUGGGGCAUCCAUUUCUUGGGAAGGGAGGGUUGGAGACCAUCUAGACUAUCCCCAGGGAUGCUGAGCUGACCUGUCACUCUAGUCCCCUCAUCUCUCCUGGCUUUGAACCCACAGCAGCUUCAUCUCCAUCACUCUUCCUCCAAAUCACUUCCCUUCGCUUUGCUAUAAAAGAAUAAACUUCUGAUGUAAGAAAACCCUGGAAUCUUUCCUUCCUGCCCCCACAGGAGGCUCCUCCCGCCGCUGCCUCUGGAUCCACCAUCACGGCUACUUUGGGUCCUAAGCCAGAACUGCUUCGAAAGGAGGAUGGGCAGAUCCAUGGAGGGGAAGGGGCUCAACCCCCCUCCUGCUUGAAGGCCCCAUU